Molecule: messenger RNA, 1931 nt
Organism: [Torrubiella] hemipterigena
Lineage: Eukaryota; Fungi; Ascomycota; Sordariomycetes; Hypocreales; Clavicipitaceae
Source: the annotation of a GenBank genome assembly
AUGCGUCUUAUAAAUAUUCAUACACGCAAAAUUGAAGAAUUUAUAGGCGAUGUACCCCCCUACGCCAUUCUUUCUCAUACUUGGGGCGCUGAGGAAGUCACGCUUCAACAAUACCAAGAUGGCACGGCGACGACCAAAGCAGGAUGGCGCAAGAUUGUCGACUUUUGCGCUUUGCUUGACACAGAAGAGUUCCCGAGAAAGAUGAAUCAAGAUGGGCAAUCUCAUACUGUCAUCAACCCCGGAAGAAAGAGCGUCGACUACGCAUGGGUAGAUACGUGCUGCAUCGACAAGACCAGCAGUGCCGACCUGUCUGAAGCCAUCAACGCCAUGUUCCGAUGGUAUGCAGACGCCGAGUUUUGUGUAGUCUAUUUGGAGGAUUACCUUGAAACGAGUAACUUUGCUCAUUGCCGCUGGUUCACCCGUGGCUGGACCCUACAAGAACUACUGGCGCCCUCUCACGUCUGCUUUUUCGACUUUAUGUGGCGACCCAUCGGCACAAAGCUAACGCUGCUGACGCAAAUAUCGAAUAUCACCAAGAUUCCAUCUCUUUUGAUUGGUGGCCCCCAGACCUGGGCACAUGUCAGUGUAGCCCAGAAGAUGUCAUGGGCAGCCAACCGACAAACGACACGCAUCGAAGACCGAGCUUACUCGCUCAUGGGCAUCUUUGAUGUGAAUAUGCCUCUUCUAUAUGGCGAAGGCGACAAAGCAUUUAUCAGACUACAAGAAGAAAUUAUCAAAGAAUAUGAUGACUGCUCUAUUAUGCUUUGGGACGCUAGCGACAUGGACCCGGCUGUUACUCAGAUUGGCGCGCUUGCGCCUAGCCCAGCGUGUUUCAGGGACUGGCAGGAUCCAGAGAGGGUGCUGCAUAGCGGUGAAAUGUCUGUUACCAAUCGAGGUGUGAAGCUUAGCGCACCCAUGAUACAAGACGAGAAGGGUGGCUGGAUGGCUGUCAUAUUACACAAUUUUGCGGAUUCGAGCGCCACAUCGAUAGGCAUCCCUAUUGAACGGGACAAAGUGGACGCGACAAGGCAAUGGCGGCGCCGCGAACCACUUGUCCGUUUGAAGUUUGGGAUGAAUAAUAAGGACAACACCGUACUCUGUAUCCCUAAGCGAAGUAAUAGGCUCCAGAGCAUACCACCUGUUCGGCGGACGUGGUUACGGUAUGAUAACACGGUCAUCACAUUGGAUUCAAUCCGUGGUGAGGACUGCAUUUGGGUAUUUGACAAUGACAUGAGACAGUAUUAUGUCCCCACGCCGAUGAAUUGCCCGGCCAUUCUUCGCGCCGGCGCAACGAUCAGUGGGAUUGGUAACGAGGACACGCCCGUCUUUUUAACCAUGGAUAUCAACGUUCGCGAUGGCGGAGGGAAGGUGUGGCUAUCUACACAGGAUUCGCUAAGGCUCCCAAAAGAAGAGCGUCAUGGAUGGUAUGCCUCAAAAGACGAGGUUAAGGAGUUGGUGGUUAAAGAUGUGCGGUUUGAAGCAGUUCUUGUUACAGAUCUGCCUGGGACACUGUGGACAACAACGGUCAAGGUUGGCGGCUACAGGCUACCGAAGUGGCAACAACCAAAAAGCAAACGUGGCAUAUUAAAGCAUAUUCAUCAAGGUGUGUAAUUGUUUAGGUCCGCAAAUAUGUCCGAGUCGCGAGGCUGCGAGGCGGCGAACUCGGCAGCGUGUCGGCCCGUGGUGUUGGGUACCUUGUCCUAUGCGCUACGUCAUUGCCUAUCCGUCGAGAAGCCGGUAGGGCGCUCUAGAAACAUUAUUGCGUAAAUUUGGAAUAAAGUUAAUAUAAGAAUAAUGUCAAUUAGAAUAAAUUAGCUGAUAAACUGCGUGCUGGGGGUUUAAGCCGGGGGGGUAAUCUUGGGGGUUAACUCGGUGGCUUUGUUGCUUUGUGGUUUUGGGGCUUAAGCUUGGGGAUUGUGACUGAACGUGGG